AAGAAGUCCCUGCCCUGCCCUGCAGUGCACACCUCUCGCUCGCCUAACAACUGGUAGAGCUCGAGCGCGCCAGCACUUGUCGUCUCGCUCCCUAGUCCCUAUCCUCCUCCAUUGGUGAAGGUUCUCCCUUGAGUUGCACCACCGUCUUCCUCCCAUCCGAGCUCCCGCUAUUCCUCCACUACUCACUGUACCAGUAGGCUGCGUCCCGGCGUUGCCUGCUAGAUCUCGGUGGAGGAGCUGAGGAGAUCUAUGGCGAGCAGUGUUGGGGGAGAUGCUGGGGAAGGGGAGUGGCUCAAGGUCGCUGAGCUGAGAGCCAUGGCCGAAGCCCAGGACCCGCAUGUUAAGCUGGUCGAUCUGCUCUUCUCCUGGACUCUGGGAACAUGUAGAAGGAGGUUGACAACAUGACGCUCCGGAGGUUCCUGCGAGCGCGCGACCACGACGUGAGCAAGGCCUCGGCGAUGCUCCUCAAGUUUGUGGCAUGGAGGCGGGAGGCCGUACCUGGCGGUGUCAUGCCGGCGGAACAGGUGCGUAGAGAGCUCUCAGACGACAAGGCCCGCAUGGGCGGCGUCGACCGCGCCGGUCGCCCCGUCGUGUUCGCCUUUCCGGCCAAGCACUUCUCUGCCAACCGCGACAUGGCCGAGCACAAGCGAUUUCUUAUCUACUUGCUGGACAAGAUCUGUGCGAGGAUCCCUCGAGGGCAGGACAAGUUCAUGUGCGUGGUGGACCUCAAGGGGUGGGGAUAUGCCAACUCCGACGUCCGGGCCUACAUCGCCACCAUCGAGAUCAUGCAGAGCUACUACCCGGAGAGGCUGGGCAAGGCGCUCAUGGUCCACGUGCCCUACAUCUUCAUGAAGGCCUGGAAGAUGGUGUACCCCUUCAUCGACACCAAUACCAGGGCCAAGAUCAUGUUCAUCGACGAUAAGAACCUGGAUGAGACGCUGCGGCAGGAAAUGGAGGAGAGCCAGGUGCCAGAGAUCUACGGCGGGAAGCUAACUCUGAUUCCCCUCGCCGACGACUAGCUUCCUAGAUAGAUCGAUGCACGCAGUAUGUAUGUCAUGGCCUGUAGGGUUCAGGCUCGACAGAGAAGUGCUUGCUUCUUACGAAAAUUAAAAGUAAAAGAAUAUGUGAAGAAGCAAAGCUAUGUUCGCAGCUA
Messenger RNA from Lolium rigidum, 1153 nucleotides. RefSeq names its product phosphatidylinositol transfer protein 3-like. Lineage: Eukaryota; Viridiplantae; Streptophyta; Magnoliopsida; Poales; Poaceae. The coding region runs from base 402 to 1019 and encodes 205 amino acids. The transcript is spliced from 5 exons. The record is from RefSeq and is a predicted model, not a curated record.